Messenger RNA from Chara braunii, 1227 nucleotides. NCBI's taxonomy places the organism in Eukaryota, Viridiplantae, Streptophyta, Charophyceae, Charales, Characeae. The record is from the annotation of a GenBank genome assembly.
GCGAGCAAUGAACAUGACGUUCUAUAAUUUCGUCAAAAAGACACGACUGACGUAAGAGAUGAUUAACUUCUGCGUGAUCGUGUACAUGGACGAUAUCCUGGUCUAUUCGGAGACUUAUCAUGGGCACGCGCAACACAUCGAAUGGACAUUGGGCGCACUAAGAGACGCUGGGUUCAAGAUUGCGCUCGAAAAGAGCGAAUUUUUCCUCUCAGAAAUUUCGUUCUUGGGCUAUGUCGUGACACGUGGAGGACUGCGGCCAGACUCGAGAAAAGUUGCGGCGGUAAAGGCAGCUCCGGUUCCCACGUCACCGACGCAGGUUCGAGCCUUCUUGGGACUAGCGUCGUAUUACCGGCGCUUCAUCAAGGGCUUUGCCGCGAUUGCACGACCACUAACGAAUUUGUUACGGAAGGACCAGCCUCUCAAUUGGGACGCGGAGUGCCAGCAGGCCUUUGCAACCCUCAAAGACGCUCUGGCAAUGGCCCCUAAUCUGAUUCGACCAGACCCCUCGAAGCAGUACAUUCUCAUCACGGACUGGCAACCGGAAGCUAUUUCCGCUAUUUUAGCGCAGAAGGGGAAGGGUGGUCGCGAACACGUCAUCGAGUACGCGUCACGGACGGUGCAAGACGAACGAAGAAACGACUCCACACCUCAAGGCGAGUGCUAUGCGGUAGUUUGGGGAAUCCAGCACUUCCAUCCGUAUCUCUACGGACAGAAGUUUCGCCUCGUAACGGAUCACGAGCCUCUGCUGGCGUUGAAGAAGCUCACCAACUACACGGGCAUGAUUGGCCGUUGGGCGGUGCGAUUGCAAGAAUACGACUUCGAUAUCCUGGCGGACGAUCUGCCCCUGGACAUCUUAUCGCACAGUGACAAGCAGUCGGGCACCCACGUGCUGUCUCGAACGCUCGAGCCACACCUUGUGUGGUCCACGUGCAUGGAGAUCGACGAGGACAAUUGUCUCUAUCCCUCCCAGCCGCUCUACUUGGAGAUCGACAUUACCGAUCUCACGUUUUGGGACCCGAUUGCGAGACAAAACGUAGCACAGGACGAGGAGAUAAGGGGAGCGGACGAAGAAGAGGAAGAAGAAGAGCCAGCGAAUGAGGAAAGGGACGAUCCGGACUACGUACCGAAAAGAGAGGCAGGGAUAGCCGACGAAUGAAACCAGCCGUAGGCGCAGGACGAGGAGGUGGAACCAGAAGAAGUAGAAGAAGGAAGCGUGCUAUCAGGAUC